AAAAGGCACAAACCCAACGCAUUCCGUUCUCUAUUGCACCUAUACCAUGACACAUCCUAUUCGGUUUCUUGAACUUCUGAUAGUAGUUGCAUACUUUAGUGGUUUUCAAGCUGAAAAUUCAUUCCAACUGUACUGGGAAGAACAUAUUGGUCUUCCACACCCUCCACAUUGGUUAACUACAAAAGCUUCUCCAUUAAGCCCCAAUCAGGUGGCAAUGUUUAUGAAACUAAUGGAGGGAAAUGAAUUGACCUCUCACCUACCUUCAUUCUGUAUGGAGGCUAAUGUUGCUUGUUCUACAAAUGCACUGGUGAAGAAGACAAUCAACAACAGAACCCUGCCACACUUAGCCAGAUGGAAUGCUGCCAAACUGAAAUAUUCACUUCCAAAUAAAAUACCCUUGUCGGUUGCCAGCCAAGGGGGAUUGCCAUAUUUUAGGGAAUCAAUGGUGAAAGAGGGAGAUUUCAUACCUGUCCCUGAUCUAAGGGACCCAAUGUCAUAUAAAUCAUUCUUGCCACAAUCUCUGGUGUCAAAAGUUCCAUUUUCUUUUUAUCAGAUCAAGGAGUUGAAGAAGCUUUUUGGUGUAGUGGAUAAAUCAAAUAUGGAUGAGUAUAUUCAUAACACCCUAGAGAUAUGUGAGAAAUGCUCAAUUCAAGGUGAGGAGUGCAUAUGUGCGACUUCAGCUGAGGAUCUCAUCGAUUUUGUUUUUGCGAAAUUAGGGCGCCAUUUAUCCGUGUGGAGUACAGAGAAUGUUGAAGGAUCUUAUGAGAAUGUCAGAGUUGGCUCUGUGAAACUUAUCCAUGGAAACCUAGUUGAACCACCAGCCUUAUGUCAUAGUCAGCCAUUCCCAUUUCAAGUCUAUUAUUGCCAUGUUUUACAGAAAGUUAAAGUAUAUGCAGUUGAAAUGCAUACUCGGAUGAAAGUGAAUCAUGCGAUCAUGGCAUGCCACUAUAAUACAUCAGCAUGGAAUACAAACCAUCUUGCUUUUCAGCUGCUGGGUUCUAGCCCAGGUCAAAUUGAAGUCUGCCAUUGGAUAAAUGAGAAUGGAAUUGUCUGGACAAGACUAGGUUGAGCAACGUUCUUCGAAGAUUUGACAUUCUUAAAGUUUUUUUUGUUUACAUUACAUGUUAUUGCUUUUUCUAUUUGAAGGAUAAAUAAUAAACUAGUUUUGUUUUCUUAUUA
Molecule: messenger RNA, 1179 nt
Organism: Macadamia integrifolia
Lineage: Eukaryota; Viridiplantae; Streptophyta; Magnoliopsida; Proteales; Proteaceae
Product: polygalacturonase non-catalytic subunit AroGP2-like
Exons: 2
Coding region: 47-1069 (340 amino acids)
Source: RefSeq, a predicted model, not a curated record